This is a messenger RNA of Trichoplusia ni (cabbage looper), 844 nucleotides long. RefSeq names its product protein N-lysine methyltransferase FAM173B. Gene Ontology annotation, molecular function: protein-lysine N-methyltransferase activity. Gene Ontology annotation, biological process: positive regulation of proton-transporting ATP synthase activity, rotational mechanism; peptidyl-lysine trimethylation; regulation of mitochondrial ATP synthesis coupled proton transport. The transcript has a single exon. Gene Ontology annotation, cellular component: mitochondrion. The coding region runs from base 232 to 828 and encodes 198 amino acids. The record is from RefSeq and is a predicted model, not a curated record. Lineage: Eukaryota; Metazoa; Arthropoda; Insecta; Lepidoptera; Noctuidae.
AUGUAUUCAUUGAUGCAAUAUAAAAGUGCCUACUAUUCUUCUCUUAAACUAGGUCCGUGGUUUCAUGCAUAUGGUUAGAUAAAAUGAAUCUGUUGUAUUCCUAUGAAUGAAUAUUAAUUUGAAGUUUCGAACUUCAAAACAUGUCAAAAUUAAUACUGACAGUUAGAUAACCUCAUCAAAUUCAAAGUGGUACAUAUUUUUUACCAUGAUCUUAAACCUUUGUUAAACAAAAUGGAUUUAGAAUUACUUCAGGGCUCAGAACCAAAGCAAUCGACAGCGAUAUCGGCUACUGGAAAAUUAUUGAUUUAUGCAACCGGCGGAAUUGCGGUUGGAGUUAGUAUUAUCUGCAUACCAUUUACUGUGCUUCCAGCGCUUAGAAAAGUCUGUUUACCUUUCGUCCCUGCUACCAACGUACAACUUGAAAGAGUUGCUAAGGUUUUGGCUGGUCGAAGCGGUAAACUCUUAGAUGUAGGCUCCGGUGACGGGAGAAUUGUAUUUACUGCUGCCAAGCUCGGUUUCCAAGCAGACGGAGUAGAACUCAACCCCUGGUUAGUGUAUUAUUCUCGUCUAGCAGCAUGGUUGAACCCUCAAUACAGAAGCAGCAGGUUCUUCCGGAAAGAUUUAUGGACUUUCGACCUCAAGCCAUACAACAAUAUAGUGAUAUUUGGUGUUGAAGAGAUGAUGCAAGAUUUUGAAAAGAAAGUGUUAAAUGAAUCCAAAAACGACACUGUGGUGGUAGCUUGUAGGUUCCCACUACCAAACAUGGUACCUGUGGAAACUGUUGGCAGUGGUGUGGACACUAUUUGGAAAUAUGAAAUUAAAAAAUAAAUGUUUAUAAAACUUA